This is a messenger RNA of Salmo salar (Atlantic salmon), 3541 nucleotides long. It is a transcript of the gene smarcad1b, whose product is annotated as SWI/SNF-related, matrix-associated actin-dependent regulator of chromatin, subfamily a, containing DEAD/H box 1 b. Gene Ontology annotation, molecular function: ubiquitin binding; ATP binding. NCBI's taxonomy places the organism in Eukaryota, Metazoa, Chordata, Actinopteri, Salmoniformes, Salmonidae. The record is from RefSeq and is a predicted model, not a curated record.
UCUGAUUGGCUGCUCGGACUGCCCACGUGUCGUUUUCGGAAUUCGUCGGAAACAAAGUUGCUAGCUAGCUAUUUUAAGCAAUGAAACGUUACGAAGUGUUGUAAAUAUGUUUAUGUAAUCGGUAAAGAGGACGCCCGAUGGCAAGAAUGCAGUUAUCUAUUUUACGAGUCUAGGUCAGAGGUAGAAUCAUUCACGUUGCAGAACGCAUCUUACAUGCAUGAAUUAGCGCCGUUAGCAACAUCUCUCUCCAUACACGAAAUGCAAGGCAGCUAGCUAGCUAAUAAGCGUCAAUCGAAAAACAGAAUAACGUUUAAUAUCCUCUCUGGUGAAGGAUCCAUUAGCUAGAUUGCUAUUCUUGCCGAGAGCGAACGGUCAUUGUAGGCCGGGUUGUUUGAUUUCACGAUGAUGCUUGUUAGGUCGGACACACAUUUUUAACACUCGACUGCAGCUACGGUGGUCAAUUGUCGUGAACUCAUUUUGAGUAGGAUAAUACUGUAGCAGCUAGCAGAAUCAAAAAAUAUUACAACGAUGAAUCAAAGAAGAUGUAUCAACCAUAACACAGACUCAGUGAAUGAAGAUCUCACGGGGCAACAAACACAUGAUACUGUUGUCCCGGAGACCCCAGAGCUCAAACGUCCCCCAGGGCCCGGCUCAGUGAGAGGCAUGGAAAGCGUGGUACUAGACUCUGAUUCAGAUGAGGAGAUAUCAGGGUCUUCCAUGAUGUUGUCGGGGAAGAGUCUGGAAAAGGAACCAGUUAUGGGUGCUGUUAUCAUACUGUCAGAUGAGGAGGGAGAGGCGGAGAUCAAAACUGCUCUACAGAGAAAUGGCAGCCAGCUCCCCAAAAACAUAUCGGGAAGUCAAGACCCAGACCGGAAGAGGAGACUAGAGGUGUGUGACAGCUCCCAGCAGAGUGGGGCAUCAAACGCCAGCAAGAAACCAGCCCUUGAGGAGGAUUCAGUGACAGAUGAUUCUGAGGAUGAGGGUCCAGAGCCCAGCUGGAAGAGCCAGGAGGACAUGGUGAGGAAACUGCAGACUAAGUUUCCCCGUCUGGUCAAGGAGGAGCUUAGAGAAGUACUUCUCGAGCAUGAUUGGCACUUUGAGGACACCCUAGAAGCACUGCACAUGUUUUCAGAGGAGGGGGAGAGGUCCAAUCAAGGGGAUACCCAGGCAUCAUCAUCAGCUAGUUCAGCCCCCCAAACCUCAGCACAUCAGGCCUCCCCAGCAGCCAAACCCCCUGCUUGUCCCACAUCACUACCUCACAAGCCUCCCAGUGGGACCGUAGAUAAGACCAUCAGUAGGCCGACCAAAGGAGCAGACAGGAGGAGGAGGGUGAUUCCAGAGCCAGGUACCAGCUCUGAAGACGAGGCCAGUGAUGACUUUGAUGAAUCUGCUGAGGGCGUGGAGCUGAACUCUGAUGGCUCAGAUCAGGAGGUUGGAACAGGGUCUCUUGUGAAGGGCCAGAUCCUCAGGUUCUUCCAGGAGGCAUCGUUGGACGAGCUGUCUCUCAUCUCUGGCUGCUCUGUGAAGAAGGCCCAGAGGAUUGUCGAGCUGCGCCCAUUUAACGAGUGGGAGGAUCUGUGUGAUGCUCUUGACAGAGGGAACGGCCUUUCCACUGAUCUGGUGCAGGGCUGCCGUGUGGUCCUGAGAGAACGGGACGUGGUGCGCAGCCUCAUGACCAAGUGUGAGAAAAUCGCCAACAAGAUGAUGCAGGACGUGACCCAAGUGGUGGAGAGGGACAAGGGCUCCCAGAAACAGCCUGAGAUCCUCAACGGGAAAUACCAGUUGAAGCCUUAUCAGCUCAUUGGUCAAAAUUGGCUGACCCUGCUCCAUCAGAACAAGCUGAGUGGAAUCCUUGCUGAUGAGAUGGGUUUGGGGAAGACCAUCCAGGCCAUCUCGUUCCUGGCCAGCCUGUACCAGGAGGGCAAUAAGGGCCCACAUCUCCUCACUGUACCUGCUUCCACACUGGAUAAUUGGGUGCGGGAGCUGAAUCUGUGGUGUCCCAGGCUCAAAGUCCUGGUGUACUAUGGGUCUGUGGAGGAUCGCAAGUACCUUCGCUAUGAUAUUCUCAACAGACAGGUCGACUACAACAUCAUCAUUUCCACGUACGCUCUGACCACCAGCAACGACAACGACCGCAGCCUGUUCCGAAAGCUGAAACUGGAGUACGCCGUGUUCGAUGAGGGCCACAUGCUGAAGAACAUGAGCUCGCUGCGGUACCGCCACCUGAUGGCCAUCAACGCUAAGUACCGUCUGCUGCUGACUGGGACUCCAGUGCAGAACAACCUCCUGGAGCUCAUGUCCCUGCUCAACUUCAUCAUGCCCGACAUGUUCUCCAGCAGCACUUCACAGCUCACCAAUAUGUUUGCCAUGAAAUCAUCAGAGGAGCAGAGCAGCUUUGAGAUGGAGAGGAUCUCUCAUGCCAAACUGAUCAUGAAACCCUUCAUCCUCAGACGUGUGAAGAGUGAGGUGCUGAAGCAGCUCCCAGCCAAGGAGGAGAAGGUGGAAUUCUGUGCCAUGAGUGACCAGCAGCAGCAGCUCUACAACGCCUUAAUGCAGAAGCUCAAGGGAUCCACCAAUGGAGAGAAGAGAGAACUGACCAACGUGAUGAUGCAGUUGAGGAAGAUGGCAAAUCAUCCACUGUUGCACCGGGAGCAUUACACCACUACCAAACUGUCUGCUAUGAGUCAACUCAUGCUGAAGGAGCCGACCCACUGUGAAGCAGACCCAGCGCUGAUCAAGGAGGACAUGGAGGUCAUGACAGACUUUGAGCUGCACCGACUUUGUCUUCAGUACCCGUCCGUACAAGACUAUCAGCUGAACACAGACAUGCUCCUGGACUCAGGAAAACUCAGCCUGCUCACACAGCUUCUGGCCUCUCUCAAAAACAAGGGGGACAGAGUGGUGCUCUUCAGCCAGUUCACCAUGAUGCUGGACAUUCUAGAGGUGUUCCUGAAGCACUUGAAACAUCACUACAUUCGACUGGAUGGAUCAACGCCCAUGUCUGACAGAAUCGUGCUGAUUGACCAGUACAACACGGAGUUGGACAUCUUUGUGUUCUUGAUGUCUACGAAGGCUGGUGGCCUGGGCAUCAACCUGACCUCAGCCAAUGUGGUCAUCUUGCACGACAUUGACUGCAACCCCUACAAUGAUAAGCAGGCCGAGGACCGCUGUCACCGUGUCGGACAGACAAGGACUGUGAAGGUGAUCAAGCUGAUCAGUAAGGACUCUAUAGAGGAUGGCAUGCUCCGCAUCGGUCAGAAGAAACUCAAACUGGAGCAGGAUAUGACUGCUUCCGAGUCCCAGGACGGAGAUGAGGACUCGAUACCAGAAGACAUGGCCUCCCUGCUGAAGGCCUCACUGGGGCUGUGAGGAUGUAUCUAUUUGUCUGGAGGGGUCCUCAAGGUUGUCGAUUUGUCCGCAUGUCUCCUCUUAUCUUCACUGUACUGUAUGUACAAAUAGUUUCUUAAGUUCAUUGCCUUAUGAUGUUUCUAAGACAUUUUGUGUCACUGUUGCAACAAUUUCUAAUAAAAGAUUACAAGCA